Neltuma alba is the source of this 2553-nucleotide messenger RNA. RefSeq names its product ethylene response sensor 1. The coding region runs from base 294 to 2207 and encodes 637 amino acids. Lineage: Eukaryota; Viridiplantae; Streptophyta; Magnoliopsida; Fabales; Fabaceae. The record is from RefSeq and is a predicted model, not a curated record. Gene Ontology annotation, cellular component: endoplasmic reticulum. The transcript is spliced from 6 exons. Gene Ontology annotation, molecular function: phosphorelay sensor kinase activity; protein binding; ethylene binding. Gene Ontology annotation, biological process: signal transduction; phosphorylation.
AAAGGAGGAGAAAUAAAUGAAAACGGGGAGACGGAGUGGGACGUGCAAACACGCGCCACGCAUCAAUGGUGGAGGAACAGUGAGUCGCCAUCACAGUACGUGAUGCUUUUGCUUCUCCCUCUGCACUUCUCGCCAAUCCUUCCCCCUGCAACUUCUUCCUCUUCUUCUUUGUCCUUCUCCUGAUGGAAGGACGCAUCCUCCUAUCCAAAUGGGUUUCUUCUAUCAUGCAAACGUUCCUCCUUAGCUGAUCUGCUCCUCGAUUGCUUCUGCUUGAUCAUUCAUUUGUUUGUUUUAUGAUGGAGUCUUGUGAUUGCAUUGAGACACAGUGGCCCCAAGAUGAACUUCUUAUGAAAUAUCAAUACAUCUCAGACUUCCUGAUUGCCCUUGCAUACUUCUCAAUUCCUGUGGAACUGAUCUAUUUUGUGCACAAGUCUGCAUUCUUUCCAUAUAGAUGGGUGCUUAUGCAGUUUGGUGCUUUUAUUGUUCUUUGUGGAGCAACACAUUUCAUAAACUUGUGGACAUUCUCAAUGCACUCUAAAGCUGUUGCCUUGGUGAUGACUGUAGCAAAAGUCUCAUGUGCUAUUGUGUCUUGUGCAACUGCACUAAUGCUUGUCCACAUUAUUCCCGAUCUGCUGAGUGUGAAAACUCGUGAGCUGAUUCUUAAGCACAAGGCUGAGGAACUCGACAGGGAGAUGGGACUCAUUCUUACACAAGAAGAAACUGGAAGGCAUGUUAGAAUGUUGACACAUGAGAUUAGGAGCACUCUUGACCGGCAUACUAUUCUGAAGACUACUCUUGUUGAGUUGGGUAGGACUUUGGGCUUAGAGGAGUGUGCGCUCUGGAUGCCAUCAAGAAAUGGUCUGAAUCUGCAGCUUUCCCAUGCAUUAAACUACCAAGCACAAGUUGGAUCUUCUAUGCCAACUAACCUACCUUUUGUAAAUGAUGUUUUCAAUAGCCCUCGAGCAAUACGAAUACCACAUACCAGUCCACUGGCUAGAAUCAUACCUCCUGUUGGAAGAUAUGUACCACCUGAAGCUGUUGCUGUUAGGGUUCCUCUCUUGCAUCUCUCAAAUUUUCAGAUUAAUGAUUGGCCUGAUGUUUCUGCCAGAAGUUAUGCAAUCAUGGUUUUGAUCCUCCCUCCUGAUGGUGCUCGAAAAUGGCGAGAUCAUGAGUUGGAACUGGUUGAUGUUGUUGCAGAUCAGGUAGCAGUUGCCCUUUCACAUGCUGCUAUUUUGGAGGAGUCUAUGAGAGCCCGUGAUCAACUCAUGGAACAGAAUGUUGCUUUAGAUUUAGCUCGGCGGGAAGCAGAGAUGGCAAUCCAUGCUCGCAAUGAUUUCCUUUCUGUCAUGAAUCAUGAAAUGAGGACACCAAUGCAUGCAAUUAUAGCGCUGUCAUCACUUCUCCUAGAGACAGAACUGACUCCAGAGCAAAGGGUUAUGAUAGAAACAGUAUUGAAGAGUAGCAAUGUAUUGGCAACACUUAUUAAUGAUGUUCUAGAUCUUUCUAGACUGGAAGAUGGUAGCCUUGAAUUAGAAAUGGGAAAACUCAAUCUUCACGGGGUUUUGGGAGAGGUUAUCAAUAUGAUAAAGCCUAUAGCAUCUGUAAAGAAGUUGUUUAUGUCACUGAUUUUGGCGCCUGAUCUGCCUAUGUAUGUCAUUGGUGAUGAGAAAAGGCUUGCGCAAAUCCUCUUAAAUGUUGUCGGUAAUGCGGUCAAAUUUACUAAGGAGGGCUAUGUUUCUGUGAGAGCAUCUGUUGCAAAACCAGAAUCUUCACAGGAUUGGCGAUCUCCUGAGUUUUAUCCAACAUCAAGUGAUGGUCAUAUCUACAUACGCAUACAGGUCAAGGAUUCUGGAUGCGGCAUUCUCUCACAAGACAUUCCACAUCUUUUUACCAAGUUUGCUCAAUCUCGAAGUGGACCUGCUCCGCCUAGCAGUGGUGCAGGCCUUGGGCUUGCCAUUUGCAAGAGAUUUGUAAAUCUCAUGGGAGGCCACAUAUGGAUCGACAGUGAGGGCCUUGAUAAAGGAAGCACAACUACGUUCAUUGUUAAACUUGGGAUCUGCGGCAACAAUCCAGAUUCAUCUGGUCAACAACCUGCGGAUAGAAUCCAACCAUAUAGUGGAAGUGGAAACCUCACUGGAUAUAAACCCUUUGUCAAAGACAACGAUGAGCCAGGCUUUCCUAACCGACGCUAUCAAAGGAGCCUGUAGCGGCCAAAAACGCUAGGUGAUUUGGAUUUUGAUUCCAUUCUGAAACCAAGUUUCAUUUUGCAGGUGAGAGCUAAAUUUGCAGCUUGCAAAUGUAGACUAGAAAUGCUGUCUCAGGCGUUUCUUAUAGUCCUGAAAUUAGCUUCAUAUAAGUUAUUAUGUGAUUUAGAGUAAGAGGAUCAAUGAUCCGUUCCAAUCUAUGGGCUAUUGUAUUGCUGUUUCUUGCCGCAACCGCAAAAGGUUGCGUUGUGAGAUGAUAUUUGAGUAACUGAACGAUUCAAUUGAGGAUAUGAAAUGUAAUUCAAAGGAUUAAAUGAUGAGCAGUGAGGAUUUGGUUUUGGGAAGGACA